Molecule: messenger RNA, 734 nt
Organism: Populus nigra (black poplar)
Lineage: Eukaryota; Viridiplantae; Streptophyta; Magnoliopsida; Malpighiales; Salicaceae
Product: dormancy-associated protein homolog 3-like
Exons: 3
Coding region: 104-505 (133 amino acids)
Source: RefSeq, a predicted model, not a curated record
AGUUCACUCACUCUAUCCGCUGCUAGCCUAAAACUACGCCGUAUUCGUAAACGGGCGGUGUCUCUUUCCCCAAAUUACGCCGUUUUUUUUUCUAACGUGCGCCAUGAGUCUUCUUGAUCAUCUCUGGGACGACACCGUUGCUGGUCCUCUUCCGGAAAACGGCCUCGGGAAGCUACGGAAGAAACCGAGCUACGGUCUCCGGCCAAACUCCGGCAAGGAAUCUGAUGGUAGCGGUGGUAGCGUGAUGAGGUCGUACGGUGGUGAAGCGACGACGGAGGAGACGAAGAAAGUGACAAGGAGUAUCAUGAUAGUAAGACCACCGGGAUACCAGAAUAACGGUUCCUCUGCUACUCCCCCGGCGUCACCAGCUGGUUCUACUCCUCCGGCGUCUCCUUUCUCUGGAAGCAGAGAGUCCUUUCGGUUUCGAAGAAGGUCUACGUCGGACGCAUACGAGAAGACAACCGAGGUUGGACCCAGAAUUCCUACUUCUCCUUACGGCGAAUGAUAUAUGAGCCCUUUACAUCUUCUCAGGCAUCUCUAAGUAUUUUCUCACCUCUCUACGUCCUGUUUGUCUGGGUUUGUAGUGUAUCCAAGUGCGUGUUUUGUGUAGUUGAUAAAAAUGCCGCGUUUCGAACCUUAUGCCUACGUGUUGAUGGCCAGUGAAACGGGUCGUAAGUUGUAAUAUAUAUGUAGAGUUGGUAUUCCACAAUGCAGCUUCUCGUUGUCUCUCUGUA